Messenger RNA from Ylistrum balloti, 2364 nucleotides. Its product is annotated as TNF receptor-associated factor 6-like. Gene Ontology annotation, cellular component: plasma membrane signaling receptor complex. Lineage: Eukaryota; Metazoa; Mollusca; Bivalvia; Pectinida; Pectinidae. The record is from RefSeq and is a predicted model, not a curated record. Gene Ontology annotation, biological process: regulation of apoptotic process; positive regulation of JNK cascade; regulation of canonical NF-kappaB signal transduction. Bases 214 to 2178 code for a protein of 654 amino acids. Gene Ontology annotation, molecular function: zinc ion binding; ubiquitin-protein transferase activity; tumor necrosis factor receptor binding. The transcript has 8 exons.
AACAGGAAGCUUGGAUCAGAUAUCCCUUGCCAAGAUAGAAGGAAGUAGGCAUGUCUGGAAUGUUUUUUUCACGUUGAGAAAAGUACAUACGUCCCACUGCAUAGAAGAUCUAGCUGCCUAGGAGUUGAUUGUAUCUGACGCAGCCAAAAUGACGUUUUCCAGCUCACAGCGAGGAGUUCCAACUUCCCGUACCUCCAGAAUGAUGUAAAAUUAAUGGAUGAUCUCGUUCACGUCAAUAAUUCACAAGAAAGGGAUCAAAAUGAUUCGUCAACUGCUCUUGCUUGGUCACAAAACGUUUCUGGUGUGAACGCUGAUACCAGUUAUGACCGAAAUAUUAACCACACGGGUCGACAGAACUAUUUCUCGCACAUGCACACGAUGGCCUCCGGAAGUGGAAGUGAAUGUAGUUCUGGAUUUCAGUUUAAUCAACGGCGAGAGGAAGGUUACGACUUUGAGUUCGUUCUACCCCGUGAAGACAAAUAUGACUGUCCAAUCUGUCUGUUAGUACUUAGAGAUCCAUACCAGACAGAGUGCGGACACAGAUUUUGCCAGAACUGCAUUAAGCGAUGGCUAAGGGAAACGGAAGCUGAACCGCGCUGCCCAGUUGACAAUGCGCCUUUGGGAGAAGGUCAGAUAUUUCCGGAUAAUUUUGCCAAACGAGAAAUCCUAGCUUUAUUAGUACAAUGUCCCAAUCACAAGGAUGGCUGUGAUACGCAUGUGGUUCUGAAACAACUUCAGAAACACUUGGAAAUAUGUGAAUUUGCUUUCAUACCCUGUCCAAAUCGAUGUGGUGAUAUUCUGCUCCGGAAGGACCUUAACAAUCAUUUGGAGGAGGUUUGCCACUUACGACGUGUGAAAUGUCCCACAUGCCACACGGAGUUACAGGCAGAACAUUUACAGGAGCAUAUGGAUACGUGUCCCCUUUCAAGCGUUCAAUGUCAGUUUUGUGGAAAUGAAGGAUUGAUUCGAGAACAGCUCCAACGACACCUUAAUAAUGACUGUCCGAAAGCGAUCAUAGAUUGUGAUUUUAAAGAGCUUGGAUGUAAGGAAACGGUUGAGAGACAAUCGAUGGCGAAACACAUGCAGCAGUGCCAGCAUGAUCACAUGCAGCAAAUGUGUACAACAAUUGUUUCUCUGGUACGAUUACUUCAGUUCAAACCAGGUACUUUAAAUGAUACUUCGCGACAGUCCUCCAGUCAGAGUGGCCAAGGGGAAGAGGGAGAACAACAGUGUUCCUCACUCAACGCUUUAUCAGGUUUGCUUCAAGCCAGCAUGGUGUUUGGACCCCAGUUGGGACAGCAACCGCCUCAUUUACCGCAUAGACUGAGGCAACAGUUUAGUUCUGACAACAUGUUGAGCCACGGAUCGUCUGACUCUUCAACCAGUAGAUCAGGCGAGGUGAUAAUUAGAAGAGACGAUGAACGGAUUGCUAGCGGUAGAACCCAAGUCAUGUCUACUGUCAGUAUGACAUCUAAUAACAUUCAGGGUGUAGACCUUGAAGGCGCACCUAAAGUACCUCUUCACCAGGAUUUUGAAUUCCAGUCACUUAAAUGUCAGAAUGCAACACAGGAUGAGAGUCUGGCUAGGCACGAACAAUCGUUAGUCGAGAUUCAACAGAAAAAUGACAUUCUAGAACGGACUAAUAGAGAUUUAAGAUCAAAAGUUAAAAUUUUGGAAAAUAAUAUUGCAGACAUUGAAGGUAGGACAUGCAACGGGACGUACCUCUGGAAGAUAAAGAACUAUUCAAAGUUUAGAAGAGAAGCCGAACACGGGGACACAACCGCAAUUCACAGUCCUCCUUUCUAUUCCAACUUUUACGGAUACAAGCUGUGCAUACGCGUGAACCUUAAUGGCGUAGACAGUGCAAGGGGAACACAUCUUUCCGUGUUCAUUCAUUUCAUGCAAGGAGAAUAUGAUGACAUUCUAGAAUGGCCUUUCAGCGGUCGUAUCGUACUCACAGUGUUAGACCAGAACCCAGUGUGCGAGCAAAGGCAUCAUGUCAUAGAAACUCUUGUAUCAAAGCCGCAUUUAGCUGCUUUCCAGAAACCUGUGACCCCAAGGAAUCAUAAAGGAUUUGGAUACAUGGAAUUUCUGCCUCUCAGUAUCCUAGAUAGUUCAUCCUACAUUAGAAACGACACUCUUUUAAUCAGAGCAUUUAUUGUGAACAGCUCUACGUAAAAUCCCAGUCAAUGAUUGUGAUAACUCACUGUGUAUGUAUUAGACGUUAUCAAGUGGAUGGGCAUGUGUAUUUAAUUGAUAGUUGUGAAAUGAACUGCAAUAAAAUAACGAUGCUUUUAAUAAUUUGAAAGUACACAAGGUUCGGAAUGUAUUAGUGUUGAAAUAAUUAAAGUUCUCUAAAAAGAA